Messenger RNA from Hyaloscypha bicolor E, 1234 nucleotides. Its product is annotated as DUF572-domain-containing protein. Bases 29 to 1057 code for a protein of 342 amino acids. Gene Ontology annotation, biological process: mRNA splicing, via spliceosome. Gene Ontology annotation, cellular component: post-mRNA release spliceosomal complex; U2-type spliceosomal complex. The transcript has a single exon. NCBI's taxonomy places the organism in Eukaryota, Fungi, Ascomycota, Leotiomycetes, Helotiales, Hyaloscyphaceae. The record is from RefSeq and is a predicted model, not a curated record.
AACCAUCAUCGCGAGUACGAACCACAACAUGCAGGGAUUCAAUAUGGGACGUUAUGUCCCUCCUGAUCAGGAGGGAUUGAUGAGUGGGAAUCAACUGCAUGGCAAACACGCUCUCGGAGCUCGAGCCAACAAAAUAUCACAAGGAAUCCUCACGGUUCGAUUCGAAAUGCCGUAUCCGAUCUGGUGCACACAUUGCCCGAAGCCUACGAUAAUUGGACAAGGAGUGCGAUUCAAUGCCGAGAAGAAGAAGGUGGGAAACUAUCAUUCGAGCCCGAUAUUUAGCUUUCGAAUGAAACAUGUCGCCUGUGGAGGAUGGAUCGAGAUUCGUACAGAUCCUAAGAAUACGGCAUAUGUGGUCACGGAAGGUGCAAGGAAGAGAGAUUUAGGAGAAGAUAAAGCUAGAGAAGGGGAUGUGAAGAUUUUGACACAAGAGGAAAGGGAGGCAAUAAGGGACAAUGCGUUCGCUGCAUUAGAAGGAAAGGUGGAGGAUAAAAAGAGACUGGAACAGAGCAAGCAACGACUGGAGGACCUACAGGAACUUUCAGAACAACAAUGGGAUGACCCCUACGAGCAGAACAAGAAAUUGAGAAAUCUGUUUCGGGUUGGACGGAAACAGAGGGAGAAGGAUGCAAGUGUCUCGGUUGCUUUACAGGACAAGAUGAGUCUCGGGAUCGAUUUAUUGCCUGAGCACGAAGAUGAUGUAAGAAGAGCUGGUUUCAUUGAAUUUGGGGGAUUGGACCCUGAGAAGGCGGUGGGCAACGCUGUCUCAACGCCACUUUUUAAGACGGAGGAUUCAACUGCAAAAAUGAAGUCCAAACCCUCCAGGCACUCUAAGAAACGGAAAGCAGAUGAUACUUUGAAGCAAAGGACCGCGAAUCUCGCAGCCGAGAUACGAGGUAAUACCAGAGCCGCCAUGGACCCGUUCCUCACAGGAAGUCGAUCAUCCGGCUCAGCCUCGAAACCGUUACUAUUGGGGGUGAAAAAGAAGCGACCAAGACUUGAAGAGAGCCUUGUGCCUACGAGUGGAGCCGGUCUUGUGGACUAUGAUUCAGAUUGAGUUGCGAAGGCGGUGAAUACGGGCAAAGGAGUCAGCGAUGCUGCGAUAGUUGGGGCAUUAUGGGUUGGAGUUGCGAAUGAUACCCUUGGACUUGCUCUAUUUACUCGGUGGCGAUAUGUCCACUAUUUAGUCAAUUAUCUGUGAUGGUAAUUCUAUGAUGAUAUUCCAAAUUCGGUC